CUGAGGCGGCUCAGUGUUUCCUGCUCCGCCUUCGAUGUGGGAGCCGGCUGCGGGUCUCAGUGAAGGAGUUGCAGGUCACACGGAGGGAGUAGUGCCAGGGCACAGGGGGUAGACAACCCCCCCAGGUCUACUCCAGCGAUAGCGGUAUACACCGAGACUGAGAGAUGUCUUACACGUACCAGGGGGCACAAGUCAAUUAUCUCUUCAAAUAUAUCCUGUUCACCUUCAACACCAUCUUUUGGGUCGCUGGAGCUGGGCUCCUUGCAAUCACUUUCUGGGCAUGGAAUGAAAAGGGUAUGUUGAAUAUUCAGUCCAUCACAGAACUGAAGGGCUUUGAUCCGGUCUGGGUGAUCCUGGUGGUUGGCUUAUUCACCUUCAUUUUGGGAUAUGCAGGCUGCAUUGGAGCUCUGCGCGAGAAUAUCUGCCUCCUGAAAUUUUUUUCGGUAAUCAUUGGAACCAUCUUCACAGUGGAACUUGUGGCUGGAAUUCUGGCCUUCGUGUUUCAGGACACGGUAAAGGAGCAUGUGCAGAAGUUUGUCCAAGACAAUAUCAGCGCGUAUCGUGAUGAUAUAGACCUUCAGAACCUCAUCGAUGCAGUGCAGAAAUAUAUGCAGUGUUGUGGGGCUGCUGACCCUAAUGACUGGAACAGAAAUGUUUACUUCAACUGUUCAAAGGAAAACACCAGCCGGGAGCGAUGUGGUGUCCCCUUUUCUUGCUGCUUGCCCGACCCAGCUCAAAAUGUUGUGAACACGCAGUGCGGUUAUGACAUCCGAUCCCCAGAUAAGAACACAAUUAAAGACAGUCUCGUCAUUUACACCAAGGGCUGUAUCCAGGCGUUUGAGGACUGGUUACCAAAGAACAUCUACUUUGUAGCUGGGGCCUUCCUAGUUAUCGCAGCCCUGCAGAUGUUCUCGAUUUAUCUUGCACGCUCUCUCAUCAGUGAUAUUGAAGCAUUGAAAGCUGGCUGGCGCUACUGAUGUUGUUUACAGGGAAUCUCCUGAAACAUCUUACUAUCAAAGUUACAAACUGUUGAGAAGUAUAUAUUUUUGUAUUUGAAAGAUGCUAAGUAUAAUAUCUAAAAAAUUUGAAUUUCAGACUUUUCUGUUCUGUGCUCCCUGUACUUUAGUUUGUUUGAGGUGUGAUUUAAUUGGACACAGGACUUUGUGGCUGAGGUCCUGUCUCACCUUAUGUCUUAUUCCUUCUGACGUGACCAUGCAUUUGUCGAAGAGUGUGUUGACACGAUUCUUGUCGUGUUGUCACUGAUUGAAUACUUAUGGAUGAUUGAAUUACUGCCAGAAUUGACAGGGGUGAGGUGUAUGUUCUUCCACCAGGGGAAAGCAGAUACGGCCACUGUUGCUCUGGAAUUCUCAGCCAAAAUUGUAGAAAUAUCACUCAAUCUUGGGCAACAUACAGAGAAUGCAAGUUAUUCUGCCACUGAGUUUAACACUCCCAAACCCCAGCAACACCCUUCCCACUCCCAGCAACACCCUCCCCACUCCCAGCAACACCCACCCCACUCCCAGCAACACCCUCCCCACUCCCAGCAACACCCACCCCACUCCCAGCAACACCCUCCCGACCCCCAGCAACGCCCUCCCCACUCCCAACAACACCCUCCCCACUCCCAGCAACACCAUCCCCACUCCCAGCAACACCCUCCCCACCCACCGCAACACCCUCCCGACUCCCAGCAACACCCUCCCCACUCCCAGCAACGCCCUCCCCACUCCCAGCAAAUGCAAGCCAGCGGUCUGAGCAAACAUCAGCAUUUCCUUCUCAAAAUGUUUAAUCUCUGAUUGGCUGUUUCCACUGGAUUGAUAGUUUUCAUUUUCCAACUGUUAAACCCAAGAGUGAGCAUUGAGCAUCAAGUCUCUCUCCAGUAAUACCCUGUCCAGUAGUGCCCUCUCCGAGACUACCUUCUGAGCCUGGGGCGUUUUGGUCCAUCUGCUUUUAUUAACAUUCCAUAAUAUAGUGUUCAAACGUUUGUUGGUAGAGUUAAAUGUCUUUUGUGAAUAAUGAUGGGAUUGCAGGUUCUAAGGUCCCAAGGGAUGGGUCACCAUCUGCCCUAUAACUGUUUAACUUGUUGAAUCAAUAUUGUGUACAUUUCUGCAGCAAUUUGCCACUCUUUGAACUGAUUACAACAUCUGAACUCCUUACCUCCCUUUAGGCUUUCCACUAUCAGGUUAAUUCCAACAUCAGCUACCCACCAAGAUGAGCUCAGCUUUAACUAUCCAUUCAUUCCACCUUCUGGUUUCAGAUGUGAGAAAGGCUAAGAUCAGUCAGGGGAAUGGCAGUUUGAGAGUAGGCCAGACAUGGGAAAACAAUGGGUGAGUCUGAAUCUGAGAGAAGAGUACUUUGCUGCCACAUUCUUAGAUGGCAGUGCAAACUGUGAACCAGAAAACCAGCUUUUGUUAGGGCCAGUCUUGGUUUCCCAUCAGUGACCUGCAGUGAAGACCCCGUGAUGGGCUCAGCUCAAUGUUGGUGGGAAUCAGCCCGUGAGCCUCUUUCUGCCAACUGUCAGCAGAACGGAUCAGACACAGUCACAGCUGACUCCUAACCUCCUCCUUCUUUGAACACACUCCUCCUGUUUCUCAGCUUCUCCACCCCACCCCAGCUCUUCUUUAUUCAUCUUUAUUCUUCCUCCAGAUCCACCUCUGUUACCCCAACAGUCUCUGUCCGCAGUUACCCAUCUCUCAAUUCCAAAUGUCCUCCAACUCGCCCUCCUUCCUCAAACUUCCUCCUAUCCAUCAUUCACCCAUCUCCCAACUCACCCCACCUUCCCUCCCCAUUACUCAAUAUUCUCCCGUUCCCUAAUUCUUUCAAGACCCAAGACCCCUUCCAGACCCAAUCCCUAGCCAAAACUCCACCUCUCCCAAACUUACCCCGACCCUCUAAUGUCCAGGCACCCCCAACCCCAACCUCACGCUGUCAGUGCCACCUCCAGACACACCUGUACCAUUGCUAUUUCUCCCUACUGGACCCUUAGUUCCCAGCCAUGAAUAGAGUGUUGUUUCAUUUGAACUGAUCAUUUUGAGCAUUGUGGCUCGUUCAGUUCAGAAAUAUCAAGAACCACAGGAGUAUUUUGAUUACUUUAAAGUGCUUUUUUAUAUUAAUUUGUAUAAUUUUUGAAAAAUGUGCUAGUAGCUACAAAAUUUGUGGAAUUUUUGCCAUGUUUUGUAUCUGAUUUUCACAAAACAAUAAAUUUUACUUGCGA
Stegostoma tigrinum is the source of this 3214-nucleotide messenger RNA. RefSeq names its product tetraspanin 14 (gene tspan14). Gene Ontology annotation, biological process: regulation of vascular endothelial growth factor signaling pathway; protein maturation; protein localization to plasma membrane. NCBI's taxonomy places the organism in Eukaryota, Metazoa, Chordata, Chondrichthyes, Orectolobiformes, Stegostomatidae. The record is from RefSeq and is a predicted model, not a curated record. The transcript has 8 exons. Bases 165 to 977 code for a protein of 270 amino acids. Gene Ontology annotation, cellular component: membrane.